This is a messenger RNA of Aedes aegypti (yellow fever mosquito), 1804 nucleotides long. Its product is annotated as zinc finger protein 665. The transcript has 3 exons. The record is from RefSeq and is a predicted model, not a curated record. Gene Ontology annotation, molecular function: DNA-binding transcription activator activity, RNA polymerase II-specific; RNA polymerase II cis-regulatory region sequence-specific DNA binding; zinc ion binding. Bases 143 to 1666 code for a protein of 507 amino acids. Gene Ontology annotation, biological process: regulation of transcription by RNA polymerase II. Gene Ontology annotation, cellular component: nucleus. Lineage: Eukaryota; Metazoa; Arthropoda; Insecta; Diptera; Culicidae.
GCGUCAGCGUCAUGUCGUCGAUGUCAUAACACAACAAAACAGAUUUUUCGUGCGUGCGUUCGGGGAGACGUAAACUUUAUUUGGCAAAAAUUGUGGUGUACUUAAAUAUCUUCCACCGGACGGUAAGGCCCAGGCGGAAGCGAUGGCCUAUCCCAUCAUGGAUCUGAACAAAAUGUGCCGAAUGUGCUCCUCGGAACACGUCCCGGUGCGGUCAAUCUUCUAUGACUACACUGACCUAAGGCUGCCGCAGACCAUAAGCGAAGUGCUCCGGCUGGAGAUUAGUCUGGCCGAUGGACUGCCGACCAAUAUCUGUGAACCUUGCGUUGGAAUCCUGACCAAAAUGAAGCACCUGGUGGACCAGUUCCGGGCGAACGAGCGGGCGCUGCGGCAGAGAAUCUUCGGAAUAGUUUUCGGCGGCGACAGCGCGACCUAUCCUGCUGCUGGGACAAUGAACACCGGAUUGAUAUUCAAGGAAGUUCCGGUGAACAGCGUUAAUCCUUGUAUUCCUUCCCAACCGACACAACAAUACGCCGCCGGAUUAAUUCCUCCCGUCAACCAGAAUCAUGCCCUGCCUGAAGUGAAAGAGGAAGAAGAUUCGGACUCCAGUUCGGACGAUGAUACGGAUUGCGAUGGAUCGGCACCGAACGGUCAACAGCUUGGCGAUUUGAAGCCGGACUUUAUGUGUUAUAUCUGCAAAAGCGACUCGAUGGGUACGGCCAAGGGCUUGACGGAUCACCUAUCGGUACAUUCCGGUUUGGUACCGCAAACGUGCACGGAAUGCGUUACGGAACCGAUUGUGCUGCGGGAUGUCCGGACAUUGAAUUCGCACCGAAGAAUGCACUCCCAACCGAUCAAGUGUGAGUACUGCGAUCGCCGUUACGGGGACUAUCAUGGACGCGAUGAACACGUUCGCUUAUAUCACCUAGGCGAGGGCGCUCCGUGUCCCUCGCCUUGCCAGCAAUGCGGUAAAAUUUGCAAAUCCGUGGCGGCACUGAAAAGCCAUAUGCGAAACCAUAAACAGGACGUUAGAUGCGACCAAUGCGGGAAGGUUUUCCACAAGCAGCACAAACUGCAAGAACAUGUAAAGUGGUUCCACGGCCAAUCCGAACGACAUCAGUGCAGCAUAUGCAAUAAGGUUCUCCACACUUUGGCUAGUUACAACUCCCACCUGAAGCAGCACAAUGAGGACAAAAACUACAGCUGCGAUCUUUGUCCACUGAAAUUCUACACUGCCGCAAACCUCAGAACGCACAAGCGCGUUCACCAGAAGAAUGCCAACUACAAACCGAAAAAGGACUGGACCGGCCACUAUACGGUAACGCGGGCUGCCGACGGUAGUAAAAUGUACUCGUGCAAUCUGUGCGGGAAGACUGCCACCGGAUACAUCAACACCAUCAUCAGUCACGUGCGGCUGCAUUUCAAGGAGGUCCGCUGCGACCAGUGCGAUUUGAAGUUCACGUUCGUGAACCAGCUGAAGGCCCACUACGUGGUGCACACCCGGGAACGCAACUUCAAGUGCAACUACUGCGAGAAGGAUUUCAUGUACGACUCGCACAUGCGACACCACAUCAAGCAAGCCCAUCCGGCGGAACGGGAAGCCGAAAGGGCCGCUGCCGCUGCACGGAAAAAGCUAGCUCAGGCGAACAGCAGAGGUACUGUUCAAUAGUUACGUAAGGUAGGUGUGAAGUUAGUGAGAUUGUGAACGUAAAUUUGAUUAACGACGUUAAUAAGGAAACAAUUUCGUAUAAGAGUAAAAGCAAAUAACCUUAGCGCGCUAUCUUAAUAAUUAAAAAGCACAACGGAA